AUGAUUGGUCUCUUUUGGAACUGUAGAGGAACGGGCUCCAAAGCUCUACCAGGGCUCAUAAAAGAAAUUAAAAAGAGAUACAGGGUUGAUUUCCUAGCCUUGUUUGAGACGAAAUGCGGAGGCCCUAAAGCGACUCGACGUUGCCAAAAACUGGGCUUUGACAAGUUUGACACUGUAGAUGCUAUUGGUUAUCGGGGAGGUCUUUGGUUCGCCUGGAAUGAAGGAAAAUUCUCUGCCACUAUCAUUAAAAAAGCAGACCAAUAUAUCCACGUGCUGGCAAAAAACGGUGAUGAGAAGAUUUAUAUCACCUAUGUCUACGCUAGCCCGAAUAUAAAUAUCCGUCGACAGCUUUGGACGGAGCUGGCAGAGUUACGCAUGAAUGAUGAUUUGCCGUGGAUUCUAGGUGGAGACUUCAACGUUACUCUCUUCUACCAUGAACCCAGGUCCAAUGCUGUUCACACAUCCCCUCCUGAUAAGGAUUUCAUUUCUUGGUUCGAGGAAUUGGAAUUAAACGAUCUUGGUUGCAAUGGUCCUUUCUACACUUGGAAAAGCCAUAAUUGUGAAAGUAGGAUUGAUCGGUGUGUAACUAAUGACAGGUUUAAAGAAGCGUAUAGAGAUGCCUCGGUUAGACACCUCCCUUGGUUUCAUUCAGACCAUCGCCCAAUCCUGUUAAGCACCUCUUUUGCCCAACCUGAGAGUAAAAUAUCUAGACCCUUUAGAAUUAUGGCUUCCUGGGUCCUUCAUGAAGAUUUUUCUAGACUAGUUGGUGACUCUUGGACCCCCGAGGCCUAG
Messenger RNA from Neltuma alba, 792 nucleotides. RefSeq lists its product as uncharacterized. Gene Ontology annotation, molecular function: catalytic activity. The record is from RefSeq and is a predicted model, not a curated record. NCBI's taxonomy places the organism in Eukaryota, Viridiplantae, Streptophyta, Magnoliopsida, Fabales, Fabaceae. The transcript has a single exon. The coding region runs from base 1 to 792 and encodes 263 amino acids.